Molecule: messenger RNA, 1491 nt
Organism: Drosophila novamexicana
Lineage: Eukaryota; Metazoa; Arthropoda; Insecta; Diptera; Drosophilidae
Gene: Oat
Product: ornithine aminotransferase, mitochondrial
Exons: 3
Coding region: 67-1368 (433 amino acids)
Cellular component (GO): cytoplasm
Molecular function (GO): identical protein binding; pyridoxal phosphate binding; L-ornithine transaminase activity
Source: RefSeq, a predicted model, not a curated record
CCGCUGGCAGCGAUCAAGUGCGAAGGUGUCAGAUCCGCUAGAUUUAUAUUAUUUUGCCAUACAACUAUGUUUUCCAAACUGAGCACACGCGGCAUUGCCAGCCGCCUGGCUAGCGUGGCGCAGAGAACCCAGCCGAAAGAGUCGGCCGCCGUUGGCACGGAGAACAGCCGCUCGGAGGCGGUGUUUGCACGUGAGCAGAAAUACGGCGCACACAACUAUCAUCCGCUGCCCGUGGCGCUCAGCCGAGGCGAGGGCGUGCACGUGUGGGACGUGGAGGGCAAACGCUACUUUGACUAUCUCAGCGCCUAUUCGGCGGUCAAUCAGGGCCACUGUCAUCCCAAGAUUAUCAAGGCGCUGACGGAGCAGUCACAGAAACUAGCGCUGACGUCACGCGCAUUUUACUCGGACGUCCUGGGUGAAUACGAGGAAUUUAUUACAAAAUUCUUUGGCUAUGACAAAGUACUGCCCAUGAAUACCGGCGUGGAGGGCUGUGAGACGGCGUGCAAGUUGGCACGCAAGUGGGGAUACGUGGAGAAGCAGAUACCCGAGAAUAAGGCGAAGAUCAUCUUUGCACGCAACAACUUCUGGGGCCGCACGCUUGCCGCCAUCUCCGCCUCGAAUGACCCGAGCAGCUAUGCUGGCUUUGGACCGUAUAUGCCAGGAUUUGAGCUAAUCGACUACAAUAAUGUGACUGCUCUGGAGCAGGCUCUGCAGGAUCCCACUGUGUGCGCCUUUAUGGUGGAGCCCAUUCAGGGAGAAGCGGGCGUAGUUGUUCCAGACGAGGGCUAUCUGCGCAAGGUGCGCGAGCUGUGCACCAAGCACAAUGUGCUCUGGAUAGGGGACGAGGUGCAGACGGGUCUGGCGCGCACUGGACGCAUGCUGGCUGCAGACUACGAGGAAGUGCGACCCGAUAUACUAAUUUUGGGCAAAGCGCUCUCGGGCGGCGUGUAUCCCGUUUCGGCCGCGCUCGCCAAUGAUGAAGUAAUGCUCUGCAUUAAGCCAGGUGAGCACGGCUCCACUUAUGGUGGCAACCCGCUGGGCUGCCGUGUGGCCAUCGCAGCAUUAGAGGUGCUCCAGGAGGAGAAACUGGCAGAAAAUGCCUUCAAGAUGGGUCAACUACUGCGCACCGAACUCUCCAAGCUACCCAAGGAUGUCGUCACGGUAGUCAGGGGCAAGGGUCUGCUAAAUGCCAUUGUGAUUAAUCCCAAAUAUGAUGCCUGGGAUGUUUGCCUAAAGCUCAGGGACAACGGCUUGCUGGCCAAGCCCACACAUGGCGACAUCAUACGCUUUGCCCCGCCUCUGGUGAUCAGUGAGGCGCAAAUGCUGGAGAGCAUUGACAUCAUCAAGAAGACGAUUUUAUCCAUGUAGAAGUUUAAUCAAAUAGCAUUUAAUUACUCACAUACUAUAUAUAUAGCAUUUAACAAGUUUAUAUACUUACAAUUAUGUCUGAAAAGUCUGAAAAUACAAUAUGUCUCAUGUGCAAAUCUUAAA